This is a messenger RNA of Strongyloides ratti, 2871 nucleotides long. Its product is annotated as Protein argonaute-4. The transcript has 2 exons. The coding region runs from base 1 to 2871 and encodes 956 amino acids. The record is from RefSeq and is a predicted model, not a curated record. NCBI's taxonomy places the organism in Eukaryota, Metazoa, Nematoda, Chromadorea, Rhabditida, Strongyloididae. Gene Ontology annotation, molecular function: protein binding; RNA binding.
AUGGCUGAAAGUAAUAUUGAUUGCCCUCAAUUAACAGAUAACAAUAAUGAUAAAAUAAAUAAUAUUGAUGAAAAUGAUAAAAAUAAUCUUUUAAUUUCUUUAACAAAUUUAUUAAUCUUACAAAAUACUCAUAAUAAUUGUAAUAAUAAUUUUACUAAUCAAUUUGAAGAAUUAAUAAUGUUAAAUACUGGAACACAAAAUUCUAUAAAUAAUGAAGGACAUGAAAUUUCUAAUUAUCCAUCUUUUUUAAAUAAUGUCCCAAUAAUGAAUACUAAAAAUAAUAAUGAAUUAUCUUUAGUACAAAAUAAGCAAAUACCAUUUGUAUUUCAAAUCCCAAAACGUCCUGAUCAUGGUACUCAAGGAAGAGAAAUUGAUUUAAAAGCAAAUUUUUUUAAAAUAAAAAUUCCAUAUAUAAAUAUUGUAUGGUAUUAUGUAGAAAUAUUUCCAGAAAAUUGUCCUAGAAAAGUUAAUCGUCAAGUAAUGGAAACAUUAAUUUCUACUCAUCCAAAUAUAUUUGGUAAUUUAAAAAUAGUUUAUGAUGGUAAAAAAAAUAUGUAUUCAAAAGAAAUUCUUUCUAUAGGAGGUGAUAUGAUUGAAUUUGAAGUUAAUAUUGGAGUAAAUCCAAAUGAAGAAAGAUUAUUUACAGUAACAAUAAUUUAUCAAAAUACAAUUUCUUUACAACUUUUAGAUGAUGUUUUUAAUGGAUUACUUUCAAAUGUACCAUCUGAAUGUAUAAAAGCAUUAGAUAUAAUUUUAAGACAUCUUCCAUCUAUUGAAUAUACACCAGUUGGAAGAUCAUUUUUUUCACCACCAGAUAAUUUAAUUAUUGAAAGAAUUAAUUAUAGACCAGAAUCUGCAAAAUUAGGAGGUGGGCGUGAGGUAUGGUUUGGUUUUCAUCAAUCAGUUCGCCCAUCAGAAUUACGUAUGAUGUUAAAUAUUGAUGUUUCAGCAACAGCAUUUUACAGUAAAGUUUCAGUUUUACAUUUUUUAUGUCAAGUAUUAGAAAUACCUAUUCCAGAACCUAGAGAAAAAUUAUCAUUAUCUGAUGCUCAAAGAGUUAAAUUUUGUAGAGAAAUAAAAGGUUUAAAAAUUGAAGUAACACAUUUAGGGCAAAUGCGUAGAAAAUAUAGAAUUUGUAAUGUCACAAGAAGAUCAGCCUAUUCUCAAACAUUUCCACUUGAUAAUGGAAAUGGUAAAAGUACAGAAUGUACUGUCGCAAGAUAUUUUUCAGAUAAAUAUAAUAUUAAAUUACGAUAUCCAUUUUUACCAUGUUUACAAGUUGGUCAAGAAAAUAGACAUAUAUAUUUACCAAUUGAAGUAUGUAAAAUUGUUUUAGGACAAAGAUGUAAUAAAAAACUUAAUGAUAGUCAAACAUCUAUAAUGAUUAAAGCAACAGCACGAAAUGCUCCUGAUAGAGAAAGUGAAAUAACAAGUUUAGUUAGAAGAGCAAAUAUGAUUGAUGAUGAAUGGGCUAAAGAAUUUGGUAUAUCAAUAAAUGAUGAAAUGACUGAGGUAAAGGGAAGAAUUCUUCCUCCACCAAAACUUAUGUAUAGUAGAGAUACAAAAUCAACAGUUAUACCAUUUCAAGGUGUAUGGGAUAUGCGUAAUAAACAAUUUCAUACAAGUUUUGAAGUUAAAACAUGGGCUAUGGCUUGUUUUGCUGAACAACUUCAUGUUAGAGAAAAUGAUUUACGUGAAUUUACAGUACAUCUUAGAAGAAUAUCAACAGAUGCUGGUAUGCCAUUAAUUGGUAAUCCAUGUUUUUGUAAAUAUGUAGGAGGUGUUAGUCAAGUAGAACCAAUGUUUCAAUAUUUAAAAACUACAUAUCCUACUCUUCAAUUAAUAAUUGUAAUUUUACCAGGAAAAACACCAAUUUAUGCUGAAGUAAAAAGAGUUGGUGAUACUAUUUUAGGUAUUGCAACACAAUGUAUUCAAGCUAAAAAUGUUAUCAAAACUACAUCACAAAAUCUUUCUAAUUUAUGUUUAAAAAUAAAUGUUAAAUUAGGAGGUGUUAAUACAAUAUUACUUCCAUCAGUUAGACCACCUAUAUUUAAUGAACCAGUUAUAUUUUUAGGUGCUGAUAUAACUCAUCCACCUGCUGGUGAUCCAAAAAAACCAUCAAUUGCUGCUGUUGUUGGUUCAAUGGAUGCUCAUCCAUCACGUUAUGCUGCUACAGUUCGUGUACAAUCAACAAGACAAGAAAUAAUUACUGAUCUUGCUUUUAUGGUUAGAGAAUUAUUAGUACAAUUUUAUAAAAGUACACAUUUUAAACCAACAAAAAUUGUACUUUAUCGUAAUGGUGUUACUGAAAAUAAUUUUUUAAAUGUUCUUCAAUAUGAACUUAGAGCAAUUAGAGAAGCAUGUAUGUCAUUAGAAAGAGGAUACCAACCUGGAAUUACAUUUAUUGUUGUUCAAAAACGUCAUCAUACAAGAUUUUUUGUAUGUAAUAAAGAUGAACGUGUUGGUAAGGCACAAAAUAUUCCACCAGGUACUAUUGUUGAUUCUGGAGUAACUCAUCCAACUGAAUUUGAUUUUUAUCUUUGUUCUCAUGCUGGUAUUCAGGGAACAUCUAGACCAUCACAUUAUCAUGUUCUUUGGGAUGAUAAUAAACUUAAUUCAGAUGAAUUACAAAUAUUAACCUAUCAAUUAUGUCAUACUUAUGUUCGUUGUACUAGAACUAUAUCAAUACCAGCACCUGCAUAUUAUGCAUAUCUUGUAGCAUUUCGUGCUCGUUACCAUUUAGUAGAUCGUGAACGUGAUUCUGGUGAAGGAUCACAACCAUCUGAAACAUCAGAAGAUACAACAAUGUCAAACUUGACUCGUGCUAUUAGGGUUCAUCCUAAUGCUAGCAAAGUUAUGUAUUUUGCAUAA